This is a messenger RNA of Ilex paraguariensis (yerba mate), 423 nucleotides long. Lineage: Eukaryota; Viridiplantae; Streptophyta; Magnoliopsida; Aquifoliales; Aquifoliaceae. The record is from the annotation of a GenBank genome assembly.
AUGGCAACAUCUCAACCUCCUCUUUCUCCUCCCAAGCAUUUGGAAGAAGAUGAACAGAACCCCGGGGAAACGUCCACUAACAAUACAUCCGAGAAGAUUCAAGCUCUAUUUCCAGGUCUCCAAAACUUUGAAGCUCAGGAUACUGAUAUCCUUGUAGCAACAAGUAUGAAAUCAGGUACAACGUGGUUGAAGGCACUAACUUUCUGCAUACUGAACCGAAAGCUUUACCCUGACAGCCAACAACACCCUUUACACACUAGUAAUCCUCACAUUCUUGUGCCGUUCUUGGAAUUGAAGCUCUAUACCGAAAAAGAACAAUUCACUGUUGAGAAAACUUUCGGGAUCCAUAUCACGAAUCCUCAAGAACCACAACAGGUGGACAGUGCUAGCAAACACGGAAUACUUCUUGAAGUUAUAACCUAA